Molecule: messenger RNA, 129 nt
Organism: Sclerotinia sclerotiorum 1980 UF-70
Lineage: Eukaryota; Fungi; Ascomycota; Leotiomycetes; Helotiales; Sclerotiniaceae
Exons: 1
Coding region: 1-129 (42 amino acids)
Source: RefSeq, a predicted model, not a curated record
AUGGCCAUGACCUGCAUGAAGAACCAGCAGCCGGGUCGUCUAGAUCAAAGUACCAAUAAUGUGCAUGUCAUUCUAGUAGCACAUGGAGGAAGUAAAAUCCUGAUUGAGAGUCAGCAUCGACAAAGGUAG